GUCUCACCGGCUGCAGCGGAGCGAGUAUCAAUCUGUGGGCUGCUCAUAAUCAGAAUGAUACAGAUUUUGGAACCCCGUUCUCUUCCACGAUCCAUAAUGCCCCAGAUUUUGGAACCCCGUUCUCUUCCUCGAUCCAUAAUGCCCGUAGAUGUGGCAGUUAGGAUAUGCCUGGCCCAUUCUCCACCGCUAAAAAAAUUUCUCAGCCCCACCGAUUGCAGGGGAAGAAAUUUUAUCAACCGAUAUAAGCCACUAAGACCAUGCCUCAGUCUGAAAAAGGAAUCCGAAUCCAGGGGCAAUGAGUGGAACCGCUCAAAAUCCAGAAACAAAAAGAAGGUGGUCUUUGCUGAUUCCAAAGGUCUUUCCUUAACUUCAGUGCAUGUGUUCUCAGUUUUCAAAGAUGAAUCUUCAUUGGAUCUUCAGUUUGACCUGAUAGACCUAGAAGAUAUAACAGCCAGUUUAAAGCUGCAUGAAGAGAAAAACUUGAUACUGGGAUUCACUCAGCCUUCCGCUGAUUACCUACAGUUUCGCAACCGCCUGCAGAAAAGUUUAGUCUGCCUAGAGAAUUGCAGCCUUCGGGAAAGAUCUGUAGCAGGUACCAUCAAAGUUAAAAACCUGAGCUACAAAAAAUCUGUCAAGAUUCGUAUCACCUUUAACACCUGGAAAUCAUUCGUAGAUGUGGAUUGUGUCUACCUGAACAACGUCUAUGGAAGCACUGACAUCGACACUUUUUCCUUCGUCGUCAACAUACCCCCCAACAUUCCCAGUCACGAGAAAAUCGAAUUCUGUAUAUCCUACGAAAGUGAAGGGCAGGUCUUCUGGGAUAACAAUGACGGACAGAACUACUCAGUGACCCGUGCAGAAUGGAAAUCAGAUGGUGUACACACACGUUCACCAACUAAAACAGACAUUGCAUCAUAUGAAUAUAAGAAGAAACCACAAAACAAUGACUUUGAUCAGUUUGGAAGCCCCAGAACAUCUGCUGGUCUGUAUCCUGAAUGGCAAAGUUGGGGUAAAAUAGGGGGUUCACCUUACUGGUGAAGAACAGCAUUAAUGUUCUGCUUCAUUCAUUCUCAUCUAAACUUCUUAGUGUUGAUGAGACCUCAUUUGCAAAUAUACAAAUGAAAAUGCUUUAAAUCAAGGUAUAAGGAAAGGUGAUAACUAUAUGUUCACAGCCAUAGCUUAGGACAGUACGCUUUUCACAAGCACAUUGCUAAAACACAGUAUGUACUGCCUUUGUCUACUGUAGGAAUAGAAGCUCAGUGCUUAUGCCAGCGGAACCUCUGGCUUUGAUCAUAUACACAGAAUAUACAUUUAUUCAAGAUUAAUAUUAUGAGAUCUAAACGCUGCAGCUUGUUUUUGUAAACUAUGUAACCCACAUGAGGAUAGUUCUUACAAGGAGGGCAGCAGUUAGAAUUCAGGACACCCUAAGGAGUUUUGUCAAUAUCUGUUUUUUUUAGGAUGAAUCUGUGGUACGAAAUGGCUAACGAUACAACAAAUGAAGAUCAACAAGCUGCAAAUAUGGAGAAGCAUGCCAUGUAUUUCUAGUGACCUGCCAUGUAUAGAUGAGCAUGAAACGCGCCAGGCACCUGGAAAAGGAGUGUUAGGUUUGAAUUUAAAAGCUGGACUUUAAAAACCUUUCACAGACUCCGUAAGUUUAAGUAGUGUUAGAUCAUGCAGGGUGACCCAUAAAUGUGCAAUCUGUAUCCUUGUAGCUGUCCAGCAUACCACCAUUAAUAGUUCAGCUGCAACCAAUGGAUCACUUUUUGGUCAUCCCUGUUAUAACGUUUAUGGAUGUAAUAAAGAAUUAAUGAAUUUGCACUGCAUUGGAAGCAGGCAUGGGUACAGAAAGUGCACUAACUAGUUCAGUGUGAUUUUAUUGGGAAGGGAGGGUCUUGUAGUGUUGCUUUAAGUUAUCCCAACAAGUCUGCUUUGAUAUAAAAACAAGUGCCUUUUCUAAAAGAUUGCCAAAAACUGCAUAGUUACACUACAUCAUCACUUCUGUAAUAUAUUCUCAGUUUUCUAAACUAUUUUCCUUCCCCACUCGAUCCCGCUGUAUGCUAGAGGUGUAAUGCCUCUCUGGUCCACUGGGCUCUGGGAAACCUAAAACAAAGGAUGUAUUAUUUUGGCUGAUUACACGUUCAACCUUUUAGUGUUAUGUGCAAAUAAAGAGCAACCUUCAGGAUGACAAAAACCUUCAUACUCCCUGCCCUGUAAAAAAAAAUGCACUUGUUUGCAAGGAAUCUAUAAUAUUCUCUGUCUUCUACGUUUUUUGAGAUAAUUAAUUACAGAAAGCAGAAAAUUCAAUUUCCUUCAUAUUGAAGGCAACCCAAAUAAUUUUUGCACCUUUAUAUGUGAAUUUGGUAUUUGAUAGCAAUGUAGUUUCCUUAAUGGAUACAAUGAUUGUAGUUGAUAUUUUUGCACAUCAGGUAGUGUUUUCUUUCCAUUGAGUAAUGACAGCUUUUUAUUAAAUACCUUUAUGGCGCAGAGAAUUAUGUUUUAUUUCCCCUUUUCUUCUCUCAAGAACUCUUGCACUUUUUACAUGAAAUAGCCGAGCAGUGUAUUUUUCUAUUUUGUAACUGGCUUAAAUGUGUAUUUUUUGAUGUACAUUACGUUUGUAAGCUGACAAUACUAUUUUGUGAUGACAGAAUGAAAAAAUAGGGCAGCAUUCAUGACUGUGAAAUGAACUGUAAUACUUAUUAAGACUGAUGAUCAUUAAUUUGUUUAUUUGAUAUGACUGUCCAAUGUGUGAAAUGAAAUCAGCUUUAAGGAAUGUUUAUAGGUCACUUUAUUAGCGCUAUAUAUCGGAUAUUGAUCUUUAGAGUGAUGAGAGAGAGAGAGCAAGUCAUGAGUUCUAACCCAAAAGUCUGUUUCCUACAAUGUUUUAUCACUGUAAAAUAAACCGUUCUACGUAAAAUGUGAACUUUCAAUAAUAAAUUAUGUUUUGUAUAA
Messenger RNA from Xenopus laevis (African clawed frog), 2949 nucleotides. RefSeq names its product protein phosphatase 1, regulatory (inhibitor) subunit 3C, gene 1 L homeolog (gene ppp1r3c.L). Gene Ontology annotation, cellular component: protein phosphatase type 1 complex. Gene Ontology annotation, biological process: glycogen metabolic process; regulation of glycogen biosynthetic process; glycogen biosynthetic process. Gene Ontology annotation, molecular function: glycogen binding; protein phosphatase binding; protein phosphatase 1 binding. The record is from RefSeq and is marked provisional. NCBI's taxonomy places the organism in Eukaryota, Metazoa, Chordata, Amphibia, Anura, Pipidae.